UGCAAAAAAUGUGCGGAGACAUAUUCGACCGUUUCGAGUUUUUACACACAGUCUACGAACUACCGACAUGGCCCGUACCAAGCAAACCGCCCGCAAAUCUACCGGAGGCAAGGCUCCCAGGAAGCAGUUGGCCACCAAAGCCGCCCGCAAGAGCGCACCGGCGACCGGAGGAGUGAAGAAACCCCAUCGUUACCGUCCCGGUACCGUGGCUCUCCGUGAAAUCCGUCGUUACCAGAAGAGCACCGAGCUGUUGAUCCGCAAAUUGCCGUUCCAACGUUUGGUCCGCGAGAUCGCCCAAGACUUCAAGACCGACUUGCGUUUCCAGAGCUCGGCCGUCAUGGCUCUGCAAGAAGCCAGCGAAGCAUACUUGGUCGGUCUGUUCGAAGACACCAACUUGUGCGCUAUCCACGCCAAGCGUGUUACCAUCAUGCCCAAGGACAUCCAGUUGGCUCGCCGUAUUCGCGGAGAACGUGCUUAAUCGUCUCAAUACUCUACAAAUCCUCUUUAAAACGGCCCUUUUCAGGGCCACUAC
Adelges cooleyi (spruce gall adelgid) is the source of this 532-nucleotide messenger RNA. Its product is annotated as histone H3. NCBI's taxonomy places the organism in Eukaryota, Metazoa, Arthropoda, Insecta, Hemiptera, Adelgidae. The record is from RefSeq and is a predicted model, not a curated record. Gene Ontology annotation, cellular component: nucleosome. The transcript has a single exon. Bases 68 to 478 code for a protein of 136 amino acids. Gene Ontology annotation, molecular function: DNA binding; structural constituent of chromatin; protein heterodimerization activity.